Microcebus murinus (gray mouse lemur) is the source of this 2600-nucleotide messenger RNA. Lineage: Eukaryota; Metazoa; Chordata; Mammalia; Primates; Cheirogaleidae. The record is from RefSeq and is a predicted model, not a curated record.
CUGUGAAGAAUGGUCUCGGCAAAGCUGGAAGGGCUGAAACCCCAGCCACGCAAGAAAAGGUGGAAGAGCUGAAAGCAGACACGAGCAAAGUACAAGCUGCUCCCAGGCUGUGGACCAGCCAUCCCAAUGAAGAAGUCCUUCUGAGGCUGUCAAAACACGGAUCAGGCCACGAGACCCCGGUGACCAUCCCUGAGUUUUUCCGAGAAUCGGUCAACCGAUUCGGGCUGUGUCCAGCCGUUGCGUCAAAGAACGGCAAAAAGUGGGACAUUCUGAAUUUCAACCAGUACUACGAGGCUUGUCGGAAGGCUGCCAGGUCCUUGCUCAAGCUGGGCUUGGAGCGUUUCCAUGGAGUUGGCAUCCUGGGGUUUAACUCUGUGCAUUGGUUUAUUGCUGCCCUUGGCUCCAUCUUAGCAGGGGGCCUUUGCGUUGGUAUUUAUGCCACCAACUCUGCAGAGGCUUGUCAGUACGUCAUCACUCAUGCCAAGGUGAACAUCUUGCUGGUUGAAAAUGAUCAACAGUUACAGAAAAUCCUUUCGAUUCCACAGAGCAGACUGGGGGACCUAAAGGCGAUCAUCCAGUACAAGCUGCCGAUGAAGCAGAACAACAGCUACCUGUACUCUUGGGAUGACUUCAUGGAACUUGGCAGUAGCAUCCCCGACACCCAGCUGGAGCAGAUCAUUGCGAGCCAGAAGGCUAAUCAAUGCGCGGUGAUCAUCUUCACUUCGGGGACCAUAGGCCACCCCAAGGGAGUCAUGCUGAGUCACGACAACAUCACGUGGAUGGCAGGGGCAGUGGCAAAGGAGUUCGAACUGACCGAGAAGCAGGAGUCUGUGGUCAGCUACCUCCCCCUCAGCCACAUCGCGGCCCAGAUGCUGGACAUCUGGAUCCCUAUGAAGACCGGGGCGCUCACGUACUUCGCUCAGCCGGACGCUCUCAGGGGCAGCUUGUUAACCACUCUGCAGGAGGUAAAGCCUACCGUCUUCAUGGGGGUGCCCCGAAUUUGGGAGAAGUUGCAUGACACGGUCAAAGAACAUAGUGCCAAGUUUCCCAGCUUGAGGAAGAAGGUGUUUAUAUGGGCAAGAUCCACUGGCAUGCGGAUGAACACAAAAAGGAUGGCGGGCAGGAAACAUGAGACCACCAUGAGCUACCGCAUGGCUAAGAGGCUCGUGUUCAGCAAAGUGAAGAGCUCCCUGGGCUUGGAUCACUGUCACGUUUUCACUAGCACGGCCGCACCUCUCACCGAGGAGACCGCUGAGUUCUUCCUAAGCUUGGACAUGCCCAUAGGCGAGAUAUAUGGAAUGAGCGAGAGCUCUGGGUCCCACACAGUGUCCACGCAAAAUAACUACACCUUUCUAAGCUGCGGCAAGGUCAUGACCGGGUGUAAGAACAUGCUGCUCGAGCAGAACAAGGACGGCAUCGGGGAGGUCUGCAUCUGGGGCCGGCACGUCUUCAUGGGCUACCUGGAGAGCGAGGACGAAACGCUUGACGUCUUCAAUGAGGAGGGCUGGCUGCACUCUGGGGAUCUGGGCAAAAUGGACAACCAGGGUUUCCUCUACAUCACCGGCCGCAUCAAAGAACUCCUCAUCACCGCCGGCGGCGAGAACGUGGCCCCCCUUCCCAUCGAGAACUUGGUGAAGAAGGAAAUCCCCAUCAUCAGCAACGCCAUGCUAGUGGGAGACAGGGCCAAGUUUCUGGUCAUGCUGCUGACGCUGAAGUGCGAUAUGGAUCCGUGGACUGGAGAGCCUCUGGACCACCUGAACGUGGAGGCCAUCAACUUCUGCCGGAAGAUGGGCAGCAGGGCCUCCACCGUGACGGAGAUCGUGAAGCUGCGGGACCCGCUGGUCUACGCGGCCAUCCAGGAAGGCAUAGACGCCGUGAACGAGAAGGCCAUUUCCAACGCGCAGAAGAUUCAGAAGUGGAUCAUCUUGGAGAAGGACUUUUCCAUCUAUGGCGGGGAGCUGGGUCCAACGACAAAACUUAAGAGACAUUUCAUAAUCCACAAAUACAGAAGGCUAAUCGAUAACUUCUACCACUGACUGCUUUGGUGGAGCUGCUCUUGGCUGUCCUGAUGGUGAGCUUCAGUUGCCUGGCUUUGCUAGGCUGUGCGCUGAAUGAGUCCAACAGAGAGCUCCUCUGUGUGGCGGGCAGGUCCGUGAGCAGAACUGCAGAGGCCACACACACAGAGGAAGACCCUACUGCCACAGGGGAACUGCUGUUCUCGCUCCUGUUUUUAAAGAGCCGAACGCCCCGCUGGUCAGCUUCUUGACUGUCCACCUGGUGAAGAGGUGCCCGGCAGACCCUGUCACGCCCUUCAAAGCAAUAGGGUCACCAUAGACCCUUCUAUGAAAUGUCAAGGCAUGACCCCAGGAAAGGCUACUGGGAGAUCUGCGAAGAACCCCCUGUUUCAGGAGAAAGAUCUGACCUUGUGGGACCCAACUGGAGUUGUUUUUUCUCCCCAGAGGACUUAAUGAGACAUUAGAAAGAAAAAACCCUCACAUGUUUGAAGAACUGGGCCCCAAAACCCACUCACCCGCCUAAGCGACUUGGAAACCCUUCCAGUAAGUUCUGAUAAUAAAGCACUUCAGCGUCCCGUGUCUUGA